This is a messenger RNA of Nelumbo nucifera (sacred lotus), 639 nucleotides long. RefSeq names its product signal recognition particle 9 kDa protein. NCBI's taxonomy places the organism in Eukaryota, Viridiplantae, Streptophyta, Magnoliopsida, Proteales, Nelumbonaceae. The record is from RefSeq and is a predicted model, not a curated record. Gene Ontology annotation, biological process: SRP-dependent cotranslational protein targeting to membrane; negative regulation of translational elongation. Gene Ontology annotation, cellular component: signal recognition particle, endoplasmic reticulum targeting. Gene Ontology annotation, molecular function: 7S RNA binding.
UUACAGCCUUACAGCCUUACAGCAGGGAGCGAAAAUUAACAACGCAUAGAGAGAUCCAAAUAAUACGAAGACUGAAAACUCCACUUCUCUCUCUCUGUCUCGCACUGUUCCUCUUUCUCUUUCUGUGAGUUUGUUGUUUAGGUCAAUGGUUUACAUUAGCUCGUGGGACGAAUUCGCGGAGAGAUCCAUACAAUUGUUUCGUGCGGAUCCCCAAUCUUCGCGGUAUGUGAUGAAAUACAGGCACUGCGACGGGAAAUUGGUCCUCAAAGUUACCGAUAAUCGAGAGUGUCUCAAGUUUAAGACAGAUCAGGCACAGGAUGCUAGGAAGAUGGAGAAACUCAACAAUAUAUUCUUUACCCUAAUGGCCCGGGGUCCUGAUGUGGAUAUAUCAGAAGUAUCAGGAAAAGAGCAGUCAGAAGCACAGCCAACAAAGAAAGGAAGGGGUCGGAAACAAUAGCAUGCUGGCUCAUGAAGGAUCUAGGUUUAGAUAAUGAUUGUAUGUUGGUGGACUUUUUGAAAGCUGUUUUUAUGUCGAUCUAAUUGGUUAAGUUGAGGAAAUUUUGACAACUCCGUGAUAUCUGGACCCUUCUAAAGGACUUAAUGAACAACCAAAUAGAGUAUUGCAAAUGUGAUUGUGUC